Messenger RNA from Drosophila subpulchrella, 1260 nucleotides. RefSeq names its product odorant receptor 56a (gene Or56a). Lineage: Eukaryota; Metazoa; Arthropoda; Insecta; Diptera; Drosophilidae. Gene Ontology annotation, cellular component: plasma membrane. The transcript has 6 exons. The record is from RefSeq and is a predicted model, not a curated record. Bases 1 to 1260 code for a protein of 419 amino acids. Gene Ontology annotation, molecular function: odorant binding; olfactory receptor activity. Gene Ontology annotation, biological process: detection of chemical stimulus involved in sensory perception of smell; sensory perception of smell.
AUGUUUAAAGUCAAGGAGCUUUUGCUCUCGCCGGAGAUCUUCGAGGAUCCCAUCUUUAGAACCCAUCUGCGGUGCUUUCGAUGGUACGGAUAUGUGGCAUCCAAGGAUCAGAAGAGACCAUGGUUUAGUCUCCUGCGUUGCACCGUUUUCACGGCCUCCAUUUGGCUAAGCUGCGCUUUAAUGCUGGCCCGGGUUUUCCGGGGCUUCGAAAAUCUCAAUGAUGGGGCCACAAGUUGGGCCACUGCUGUCCAGUAUUUCACAGUAUCCAUCGCCACUUUAAAUGCCUAUGUGCAAAGGGAAAGAGUAAUUUCCCUUCUGCGAGUGGCCUUCGAAGAUAUCCAGAACUUAAUGUUCGUGGCAGAUAACCGAGAGAUGGAUCUCCUGGCCGCCACGCAGGUAUAUACCCGAACCAUUACCUUGAUACUGUGGGUGCCAUCGGUCAUUGCCGGCCUGAUUGCCUAUUCGGACUGUCUCUACAGGACUUUGUUUCUACCAAAAUCGGUAUUCAAUAUGGCUGCAGUGCGACGAGGGGAGGAGCAGCCCAUUCUGCUGUUCCAACUGUUUCCCUUUAGAGAACUAUGCGAUAACUUCGUAGUCGGCUUUUUGGGACCCUGGUACGCUAUAGCUCUGGGAAUAACCACAGUUCCAUUAUGGCACACCUUUAUCACAUGCUUCAUGAAGUACGUGAACCUUAAGCUGCAGAUUCUCAACAAGCGGGUUGAAGAGAUGGAUAUCACACGACUAAACCCAAACUUGGUAUUAAAUCGGCUGUCAGCCAAAGACCUAACCUAUUGGCGAUUGCAACUCCUCAAGGAAUUUGUUGAGGAACAACGGAGACUUCGGAAAUUUAUUCAGGAGCUACAGUGUCUAAUUUGCGUCCCCGUCAUGGCCGAUUUCAUUAUCUUCUCGGUUCUCAUGUGCUUUCUCUUUUUUGCCUUAACAGCUGGCGUCCCCAGCAAAAUGGAUUACUUCUUUAUGUUUAUUUAUCUCUUUGUGAUGGCUGGCAUACUGUGGAUCUACCAUUGGCAUGCCACAUUAAUUGUUGAAUGUCACGAUGAAUUGUCCCUUGCCUACUUUUCGUGUGGAUGGUACAACUUCGAGUUGUCCUUGCAGAGGAUGCUGGUCUUUGUGAUGAUGCAUGCCCAAAGGCCGAUGAGGAUGCGAGCCCUGCUGGUCGAUCUGAAUCUGAGGACCUUCAUAGACAUUGUUCGUGGGGCCUACAGCUACUUCAAUCUGCUGCGUAGCUCUCACUUGAAUUAA